AUGAAUAAACAAAAUGAUUCCAAUUUACCUGAUUAUACUAUAUUCAAUCGUGAAAUAAAUAAUACAUCAUCACCAAUACAAAAAAAUACUUCAACAUCAUCAUCGUCAUCAUCAUCAUCACCAUCAAAAAACAAAAUUCAAUCUUAUGAAAAAAUACUUAAUAAACCUUCAACGUGUUCUCCAAAACGAAAAUUAAAUUCCUAUGCAAGUACAGAUGAAGAUGUUGAUGAAUUUAAUUUAGAUUGUUCAGAUCAUAUUGAUCGUUCCUUGACAACAAUUCAAACAUAUCGUGAUAAAUUAAAUGCACGUUUACAAGCUGAACAAUCUGAUACAAAUUCAACACGUCGACGAAUAACAUCGAUGGAAUAUUCUCAAAAUACAAUUGAUUCAGGUGUUGAUAUAUUAAGUGAACAAAAAUUAUUACAAUCAAAAAUUGAUGAACAAUAUUCAGAAGAAACAACAAAUCAAAAUGAUUUAUUUGCUUUAUCAGAUGAUUCAUUACUUGAUAUUGAAUCACCACAAAUCAAUGAUUUAUCACUUAAACCUAUAUCGAUCAUUAAUGAGAAAUCAAUAUCAUUAACUGAGGAGAGUAAUGAAGGAAAAAGUUUUUUAACAGCUAUAACUGAUUUUCCAUUGAUUAUUACAAGUGAACGUGGGCCAUCAAAUACAAGUGAACACUAUUAUUCAGCUGAAAGUGAAUUUAAUACAUCAUUAUCAUUUCAAAAUAAUGAUACAAGUAAUAUAAAUGAAUAUGAAAAUAAUAAUACUAAUAAUAAUGAUCAUAAUGAAAUAAAUAAUCCUAAUCUAGAAAUACAACAAAUAUCAUCAGAAUAUUCUCAAACAAAUACAAUUGAUAUGAAUGUUAAAAUAUCAACAUUUGGUGAUUGGAUUGAUCAAGUAUUUACAACAUUUCUUGCUGAAACAAAUCAACAACAAUCAUCAUCAACAAGUCGUUCAUCAUCAAUCAUAUCAAUACAUACAUCAACAAAUACAAUUGAUACAUCAUCAUCACAAGUUUUAACUGUUAUUGAAAAUAAUAAAAAUAAUGAAACUUUAACAAUUAUAUCAAAAAAUUCAAUUAAAACCGAUAAUAAUAAUCAAAUGAAUUUUUUACAUUGUCGUUCACAAUCAUGGCCAAGUAAUGAACAGCAACAACAAGAUGAGAAAAAUUUUAAAGAAUUGUCAAAUUCAAGUUUGAGCAAUGAAAAUAUUGAUUUAAAUUCAUAUGAAAAUGUUUCUAAUAAUGAAAACAUUAAUUCUAUAAACGAACAAGAUGUCAAUAAACAAUCAACAUCAAUGCAACUGUCAUCAAUUGAAAAUAAUGAUGAAGAGGUGAUUAACAAGGAAACAAUGCAAAAUAACUAUCUUCAUCAUCAUACAACAAGUAGUACGACUCCCUCUAAUACCGAUCAAAUUCAUAUAGACGAUGAAAAUUUUUCGUUUUCGAAUUUAACAACUACAACCACAAAUAAUAUUAUUGAUGACGUGGGAACGGUAGAAGAAACAGAACAUAUUGACGAUGAAAAACAAACUGAAAUUGGAGUCGACGAUGACAACAAAAACGACAGCCCACUUAUACAAGUGGUAAUACCAGAUGAAUCAUCAUCAUUUUCAUUCGAUGAAGAAUUUCUCUAUUGUCAAACACCACAAAAUCAACAUACGAAUAGUCAUGAUUCAUUACUUCAAGCUGAUCAUCAUAUAAUGAACAAUAUAAAUACAGCAGCAUCAUCAACAGAUGAUUUAUCAAGUACAAAUCAAUUAUCAUUAUCAGCAUUUCCUUCAAAAGAUUCGGCACUUGGUUUAUCCGAUGAUAAUUUAAAUUGGAUACAAACGAAACAAUCUAUCAUUAGAAAUAAUUAUGAUCAUGAUGAUGACGAUGAUGUUGAUGAUGAACAACAAGAACAACAAAUAUCAUUAUCAUCGUUAUCAGUUCAAUAUGAUAAAACAGUUGACAAUAAUGAAAUUCAGGAUAAUGCAAAUAAUAACAAUAUUGAUAAGAAUGAAAUGUUAUGUGAACAUAAUAAUGAUGAUGAAAAUGUUCCUAAAAAUACGUCAACAAUGAUUUGUAUUAAUGAUCAAUCACAAAUAAUAAAACCAUCUAAUUUAACUGAACAUGUUGAACGAACAAUAUCAUCAAGUUCAUCAGAACAAUUAAUACCAAAAGAAAAACAAACAGGUAUGUAUUAUCCUGCAUUUGGUAGUUCAGCUGCUAUACAUUUAGCUGAAAAAUAUCAUUGUGAAUGGUUACAAGAUGUCACAUCACCAACAAAUACAAUACGAAAAUCAUCAACUAUAAUUAAUGAUAAUAAAGAAGCAUCUGAUUCUCGUAUAUUUCAUCAAAAUCAAACAAUAGGUGAUGAUGAUGAAUUUUAUUUAUCAUUACAAACUCUUCAACCAUCAUAUUCAUGUCCUAAUAUAAAUACAUUAACAAUACGUGAAACACAACGUCAACGUUCAUAUUCUUUAACAACAUUAGAUGCUUAUGCAUGUUUAGAUAUCACACGUGACACUCUUGAACAAAUGUGGCUUUCAUUACUUGAUCUUGCAUUCAGUGAUAAAGAUGAUGUUGAAUUAGGUGAAUAUAAAUUACGUCAUAUUAUUGGCUUAUCAAAUUCAUGUACACAUAAUACAUUAUUAGAAAAAUCUCGUAGUCAUGGUGAUAUUUUUUCCACAACAAAUGAAAAUCCUCAAGAAAAAUUUAUUAAAAAAAAAUCAAAAUCAUUUGAUAUAACAUCAUUACCAAAAUUAUCAACAUUAACAACAACAGGAACAGGAAUAGAAAAAACUAAAAAUGAUUCAGCUAAUAUUGGUCUUUUACAAGGUGCUGCUAUAUCAGAACCAUUUAUUGAUCGUAUUGGUCCAAUAUCAUCAAUACAAUCUGAUACAGAAAAUAAUUUAAUGGAUAUUGAUAAUGAUAGUAUACAAUCAAAUGAACAAGAUAAUCAUCUUACUGAUGAACCAUAUUCACCAAUAAUAAUAAAUCAAAUAACAUCACCUGUUAUAAAAGAACCAUUAAAUUAUAUAUUUCAUUUUACACAACAAUUAGAAAAUCAAAAUCAUAAUAAUAAUGAUGAUGAAUAUGAUCUUGAACCAAUGAAUGAUAUUUCUAGUUAUUUACCUAAUAUAAAUUUACCAAUAAAUCAAAUAUUUGGUGAUGAAGAUAAACAAUUGUGUAUGUCCUUGGGUUUUGAUGAUGACGAGGCAACAGCUGCACUUGCUGCUGCUGUCGUACAACCAAGAGAUAUACAAGCUAUUUUAGCUGACUAUAGACCACAUUCAUUAUCAACAAUACCAAGUUCGAGAGAAAGUCAAUAUGCAUCAAGUAUUGAUGAUAGUGAUGACAUUAUUGAUUUACAUGACAAUAUAAAAAAUACAAUUGGUAUUAAUCAAGAAAAUAUAUUACAAGUUGAUAAUACAGAAGACGAGGAAGAGGAAGAGGAAGAAGACGAUAGAGGAGAAAUUGAAUCAAAUAUUUCAUCAUCACCAUCAAAACCAUUAUCACCUAUACAAAGUCGUUCAUCAACACCAUCAGAACGUAAUCAACAACUACAACCUUCAAAUUUUUCUGAUAUUGAUCAUGAUGCAUGGGAACGAUCAAUAAAUGAACCAAUUUAUUCUAAUGAUCUAUCAAUUAAACAUAAUAAUAAUGAUGAAGAAAAUUUAUUUACAACAUAUACAGAUAAUUUAACAUCAAUUGUAUCUAUACCAUCACUUGAACAAUCACAACUCUUUACAAUUGAUGAAAUUGAACCAACAAUAAUUGUAAAUGAAUCUGAAGAAAAUAAUUUUAUUGAACAAACAACAACAAUAACAACAGCAACAACAAUAAAUAUAAAUAAUAAUUUAAUAAAUUUUUCAAUACACGAAGAUUAUAUUGAAAAUAUGGAUAAUAAUCAAUAUGAAAAUAAAUCAACAAAUUCAACACGUACAUCAAUAUCAUCUAUACAUGAUACACAUCUUGAUCCAAAUGAAUUAGCAUAUCGUUUAGCACGUUUAGAUUCAUCAAAUAUAUCAAGUCCACCUAAAAAAACAUUAGCUGAUGAAUUAGCUGAAUUAGGUGAACGAGAAAAUCAUUUUGAAAAUGAUUCACUUGAUCAUACACCACCAUUGGAACAAGAAAGUAAUGAACAAAAUGAAAAUUUACUGUCAUCAUCAUCAUUAAAUAUUGAUCAACUUACAACUAUUGUUAAUGAUAUACAAAAAAUCAACCAAGAAAAAUCUAUUUCAUCACUUUGUACAAUUAUUGAAGAUAUACAUGCAGAAAAAAAUAAUCAAUAUUUAACAAAAAUUGUUGAUUAUCAUCAUUCACCACCUAUAUCAAAUUUACAAACAAUUAUAAUGGAAUUAAAUCAAAUAUCUAUGAAAAAACUUCUUUCACGUCCACAACGACCAACACAUCUUGAACUCGAUAUUGAAGAAGAUAUUCAAGAAUAUGAUGAACAAAGUUUAUCACCAAUGAUUAUUGAUAAUAAUAUUCCAAUAUCAUCAAAUCUUAUUUCGAAUCUUGAACAAAAUCUAGCUGAAUAUAAAAUAAAAUCACCAUCACCUUCUCCUCCUUCACCUCCUGUUAUUUCAUCACCACCACCACCACCACUACUACCACCAUCAUCAUCAAUGACAAGACGAAUAAGUGAUAUAUUACCUGUACAUUCAAAUCGUUAUCAAACGCAUCGUAUUGAUAAAGUAUCGGAUCUUGAAAUAGUUAAACAAGGCAAAGGUUUUAAAAUUGGUUAUGUUGACCGACAAGGUACAGAUCAACGUGUUAUAUUAACAAAACGUAUUCAAGCUGGACCUGAUAUUAUGGCACGUGAUCCACAUGUUCGUUUACCAUAUAAAGGUCGAAAAAUUUUAAAUCAAGCUUUUAGUUCAAUUUUAUAUACAAACGGUUAUAAUACAAUACAAGAAGAUAAAAAAUUUGAACGUACAUCCGAUGAUAUAGAAGUACCUAUUAUUGGUACUAAUCCUCAACAUUUUGAUGAGUCGGAUAUGGUAUCCAUUGAUAUUGAUGGUCCAUCAACAAUGCUUAAUUCGAUAUGUGAAUCAAUUGUUAUAACACAAGGUUCAGUUUAUACAAAUAAUUCUUUAAAAUCUUCUCAAGAAAAACCUUUAAAUCAAUCAAUAACAAGAAAUAUUUUCGAUAAUACUAAUAAUAAUUUCAAUUCAACAUCAUCAUCACGUUUACGUCAUGUUGUUUUAGAUCAACAUGAAGAAUAUCUUCUUGAUACUUCUCAUACACCAACACCAACAAAUAAAAAAGAUAAAAUUGAAAUAAUUGAUACAUGGCAAGAUCAUACAAUAAUUGAUGGUAGUAGUACAACAUGGCGUAGUCCAUCAUUACAUGCAUAUAAAGCAACAAAACAUAUUGAACCAUCAAAUCAAGUUCAAACAUUUAUUUCAACAAUUGAACCAAAUCUCGUUCAAAUGCGUAUAGCACCAUCACAUGAUAUUAAAUAUCGUACAAGUGAACAUAUUGAAAUACCAUCUGAUUAUAAUUGGAAUGAUGAAUCAUCAACAACACCAACACCAAUUAAACAUACACCAAAAACAACACGUGAUAUGGCAUUAUCACCUAUAUUAAUUGAUAAUAAAACUUAUAAAACAUCAAGUACAUCACCAAUAGGACAACAUCAAGAAAAAAUCGAUCGUUCAUGUCAAUAUAGUCCACCUAUUCAACAUGAUUUUGGUUUACAAUGUUAUGUUAAUAAUUCUACAACAUCAACACAAGUAUCAUCAUAUGAAAUACCUAAUUUUUUAUUAACAUAUGAUGGUAUACAAACAAUCCAUGAUAUAAAUCAAACAUUUGAUGAUUCAGGUAUUCAAACACAUAUUCAAACAAUUUCACCAUCAUUAUCAAUAGCAUCAUCUGAUCAUCAACAAAGUAUUCAUACAGGAAAAGAUUUUAUUAGAAAAUUAAAUGAUAGUAAUAAUAAUAAUCAUGCAUCAGCAUUAACAAUAACACAAUAUACAGAUGAUCAUUAUUAUUUACCAACAAGUGAUAAUAAUAAUAAUAAUAAUAAUCAAACAAUAAUGAAUACACGUUUAACAACACUUGAACGUAGUGCUGAUUCAGGAAUUCUUGUUGACGAACAGUUAUUACGUAAUCGUCGUAAUAAAGCAAAUUUUGCUUUACAAGUUGAUAUAAAAGGUUCAUCGUCGGAUAGUGAAGAUGUAUCUGAAGUAACACGACGUCCAUUUAAUCGUAUAAAAUCAUCCAUAAAUGAUGAUAUGUAUGAACAUCAUAGUGAAUUAAUAAUAACAGCUCCAAAUUCAAAUAAAAAUCGACAACAUUCAUCAAUAAAUAAUAAACAUUUAGAACAAUCAAUAAAAUCAGCUAAAGAAAUUGAACAACAAAUUUUACAAUUACGUCGUGAACGAGCACAUAUACUUGAGUUACUUUCAUUAAAUUGGAGUCGAUCAAAUAUAUGGGUUGAAUUAACUGAAGCUAAAUUAAAUUAUAUUAUUGGAGAAACAGAUGCAUUACUUCGUUCAUUAUCAUUUGAUACUAAUCCAAUUGAUAGUGAAAGAGUUAAAUUAAUAAUGCAUCAAUAUGAAGAAGAUAUGGCAGAAUUAACACGUCAACGUUUGGCUGUUUAUCGUGAACGUUUAGAAAAUUCAAAAAAGCAAUUAGAUAUGAAAAUAGAUGAAUUAGAAUUAAAAAAAUCUACACUUGAACAAAAUACAUCACAUUAUUCAACACUUGAAUAUAUGCCACGUGUUGAUAAUGUUAAACAUUCAAAAUCAUUUUUAAGUACAAGUGCUGAAAAUCUAUCUAAUAUGCCUUUACAAGAUAGUAUAUCCAGUCAUCCACAUUUACUGGAUAUAUCAUUUUUAACAUCAACACCAUCAAAUCAAACAAUUGGUCUUCCACCACGUUAUCCUCGUUCACCACGUCUUCCUCAACAAUAUCAAUCAUCCGACACAUAUAGAACUGUUUAUCGUCCAACACCACGUUAUCCAUCAACAAUAACAACAUCAAAUGAUCAACGUUAUGAUUAUCCACGUUAUAGAACAACAUCAUAUGUAACACCAAAUGGUAAUUUAUCUGGUUUACAAGGUCUAAGUAAAAGUCAACAAGCUAUAUUAGAUGAAACAGAUAAAUUAGUUAAAGAUUCACAAGAACUUCAUAAUGAAUCAGCAUCACAAUUUGAACGUGCACGAGAAAGUUUAUUAUCAAGUGAAGCAUCAAUACGAUUAGCACGAGCGAAUAUGGCUGCAUCACGUUAUUCACCUAAUUCAAACUAUUUACCAAAUGACGUUACACUUGCAGAAUUAUUUAAAUAUGAACAGUCAUUAGCUAAAGAAACAGCAAAAAAUACUCGAGCAUAUUCAUCUCUAUCAACAAGUGCGGAAUCUUAG
Messenger RNA from Rotaria sp. Silwood1, 7356 nucleotides. NCBI's taxonomy places the organism in Eukaryota, Metazoa, Rotifera, Eurotatoria, Philodinida, Philodinidae. The record is from the annotation of a GenBank genome assembly.